CUCGUCUAUGAAGUGAGUGUAGAAACAGAGAUACUGAUAGAUAUUAAGAUAAAUAGAUAAAUAUAGAUAUGGGUAUAAAUAUAAAAGGACAACAGUGGCAGGGAGCAGUGAGGUGUGAUUAAUGUGUUUGUUCACAGUUAACCUGGUUACUGACAACUAGCCGUCUGAAAGGAGUUAAACGCAUUUUUAAGACCAGUGAGCGCUUUAACCGCAGAGCUUGGAACCGUGAUGAUGAAGUUCAAAGCAGAGACCCGGCUUUAGCCUACAUGUGGCGAUGAGCUGGAAUGUCUGGAGCGCUUUGGUGACAUCGGAGUCUGUCUGUCAGACUCAGACUAUCUCUGCCUAAAGGACGACGAAAUCUUGUCCGACUCCAUCUCUUGCAUCUCUUUCCUGUCAGACACCAAAUGUAAGCUCAGAUUCGCUACUUGAGCUUCGCAGGCUGAGAAAAGCUGUGUGGGAUUAUCAAUGACACGUCACCAGGUGAGUGAUCUGCCCCCAAACCCGACAGAAGAUGGUCCUGAGGAGCACGAUGAAAGGAAAUACGUCGAUUUGGACUCAGUGGACGUGAAAACAGACCCAGGCUUUAGUGAGAGAAACCAAAUGUCUGUCAUUGUUUCCCACAGCGGAGCUGGAGCUCCGUGCGCAACGGGACUCAAACCCGAGGUCGAUACUAAGACGACAGAGAAUGCCACAGCUGGGAAAUACGGAGAUGGUGUUAAGCACCAUCACGCUGACGCGUCACCGCCAUCGAUUCCUUUUUGUUCAAAUGCAAAGUCGGAGCGUUUCCACGAGCAGCACGAGGUGUCCAAAACGGAAAGCAGCGCAAGCCUGCAGCCAGACGUGGAUUUGCGCACUAGUGAUAAUUAUCUCGGGGAGACAAGUGAGCUGGAUGAUUAUGAAGUGGACGAUGGUAUAAGUUUGGUGCUUUCUGAUGACUGCAUUCCGUGCGCCACGGAGGAUGAAUCCCAUUAUAUUACCACGCACGAGAUCCAGCUCUCGGAACUUUCUGACCACGAGGAGGACUACGAACUCGGAGUGGGCUCUUCCACGAGCUGGGACGUUGAAGAAGACAACCGGGUUUACUCAUUUGCCGAUUACGCUUCUUUUGAGGCCGGGGGCGCAGUGGGCGAGAGGGGGCACGGCCGCCAGCCUGGCUCUCAGGGCGCAGCAGCAACAGUCAGCACUCUGCUGGAAAGUGAUCCGUGCGAAGCGGCCAAAUUCACCAGCUCAGAUGAGAGUGUGUCAAAGCCCGAGCAGCAGCACUGCAGUGGCAACAGUGGCGGACAGAUUCACCUGUCAAUCAGAACCACCUCUCGAGCUAUAAAUGACCCUAGCAACAUCCAAGAACAGGAAAAGAUUCUUUAUCGUGCCAGGCGCUCCGGAGAUGUGAGUCGCUAUGUGUUUAGGGGGGUUGAUGGGAAGGCAGAGACGGUGUGUGACACGGCAAAGUGUUUGGUAGCAGCGCCCGGGCGCGUACACUUUGGCGGCAAAUUAAGGGGGAAAGAAGUCCCCGAAUAUUCCAGCGGCACGUCCAGUGCUGUCAGCGAGCUGGACGACGCUGACAAGGAGGUGCGCACUCUGACAGCCAGAGCCUUUAAGAGCCUGGCGUAUCCUUACUUUGAUGCCAUUCAUUUCAGCACCUCCAGUGAGUCCUCUGCAUCAGAGCAUGCCGUGGGGAUAAACAGGUGGUCCACGUUUGUGGACCUGAAAUAUGGUAACAUGAAUAUGGACCAAAGUCUUGUUUCUCAUCAAAGCUCAGCGGCCUCGUUUCAAAUAGCCAAAAGCAUAGACAAUAGGGGUUAUAAGGGCAUCAUCAAAGCGCCCGCCAGCGAGAUAUUACCUCCCCACGGCGCAUCGUCAUCUACAAAGAAAAUAGAGCUGAUGGGGAAAUUUGGUCAGGGCCACAGUGGCGUCAUAAGGCUGACAGAGACUCUGAAUUUUCGUUGCAACGUCAAAUCGGGAAUUCCUGCGGGAGAAUCACGCACUAACUUUGCACAAAACGCAGCAGGAUCACGUUCCAGAGAUGAAGUUACCAACGCAAGCCAGAGCAGGGGGGGCAGCAAGCCGCCCUCUAAAACCAUGGAAGACACGCACAAGAAGGCCGUGUUUGCUUCGAGUCUCAUCAAAAAUGUCAUUUCUAAGAAAAUGCAGUUCGAGCAGGAGCGCAAGAUGGAGAGAGGCGAAAUAAGCGAGGCGCAGCAGACGCCCUCACCCUGCUUUCUGCACCAGGAAAGCGACGACGUCAGAGGGAAGCACAACUCCAAGCUUUCGGAGAGCAGCUCCGACUACACCAUAAUGUGCGUGAAUGAGUUAGGGGACAUCGCGGAUGCCAAGAGCGACUCUCGGAGGCAACAAACUGGAGUUGAUACUAAAAAAGGCGCACUGGACUCAUCCAGAAGCACGCUGCAUCGCAGCCAAAAUAGCGCGUUCAGAUGCUGGAAGGAUGACGAGCUAGAAUUUCAAAAGGAUCCUAAAAACGAUCAAACACCAGAGGACAAGCUUGCAGCUGACGACACACAGGGCGAGGGGAGUCCGUACUCGGCGGGCAGCAGCAAACUCAAGAAAAUGGCUCAUUUAUUUGUGCCAAAUAUCCAAACGCUGCCCAACGAAGGCGAAGCCACGCAGCAGCUGCAGAGCAGGAAUUAUUCUACGCGUGGACACGGACGUGGAACCAAAGUACGCUCUGUCGCAGACUCUGUGACCACAUCCAAAUCUCCAGAAAUUCAAAUUAACUUGAGGCGCGUCAAAGACGAUAAAACCGAGCCGUGCGCCGUCUCCAAACUGCGCGCUCCUAAUUUAGGCUGCAACAUCACCCGAACAGAUCACGCCAAAUCCCACGCGCUUGCUACAGCUUUGAAGGGUGAGUUUUCAGAUAAAGUUCCACAUUUCAUGGUUCGAGACAUUCGAGAUAAUAAGGGGAAGCUGCAGACUCCCAUUUACCAAGUGAGAGACGUGCGUAAGCUGGUUAAAAGUUCGUAUCACUUUGUUUCUUUGGAUAACAACGAGAAUAAAUCCCACAGCGCCUCCGCUGACAGACAUCCAGAGCAAAACAAGCAAGUGCCCAAUCAAAGUUUUAAUACUGUGUCGCCUAUAGUGAUCAAGUGCCAGUCUGUGAAUACUAGCAGUAACGGAAAACAAUGUGGAAACCUUCAAGGAGCUAAACGGGAACCACUUGACGUGGACAGAUCGUCUCCAGAGGGCGUCAAAACCGCUUCAACGCAAAGAGCAACAGGGAGCGCAUCUUCAGGCACCUCAAAUAAUGUCUCGCAGGGAAACACCGACUUAAGAAGUGAAAGCAGAAUAUCUACAAAGAGGCAAGAGAAAGUAUCAGAUAUCAUAGAUAAAAAGCCCGAGUCAAAGGUGCCAAACCAGGUGGCUCUGCAAAAACUGCAGGCUGCCGUGAAAACCAUGGAGCAGCUCUAUGUGUUUCAAAAGAAUGAGUGGAAGAGGAAGAACGAGCCUCGGCCGCUGACAGACAGCCACGUGCUUUCACUGAUAGCAAGUGAGGAGCAUCCAGGACACAAAGAGGAGACUGCAUGGACGUCCAGCGCAGACAAGUCUACCAGAAGAAGCUCCCAGUCCAACACAGACAAGCCCCCACCAGGACGAGCAGGUGACAGCCUGCUGAAGCAGGAGGAGAAAGACCCACUCAAACCACGCCCCACGUCUGUGGGCUGUGAUGAUAGGCCUAAGUCAGUGCAAGCCCCUAGCAGUGUCACGGUCUCCAAAACUUCAAAGACACCCCAACCGAACACAGUCACACAAACACCUUUCAGCACCAAAACCUUUGUCCCCAAGUCCCCCAAACUGCCCGCAUCAUUCAGCAUCUGUGAGAGGAGGUCAGCUGGGAACGAAGACGCCGAAGUGAAGGAGGCCGACAGAUUUGCACACGAGUUUUCAACUGACAAUGAGAACUACCUCGCUAUUCCAGUCAAGUCUCAGCCUAGCAAAAGCAAACAGCCCCCAUCUGCUGAUAAAGCAUCCAUCUAUACCUUCUCCACCCAGUCACAUCCACCCACACCUCCAGUACACCUGGAACCUGGGCUCAGAGGGCAGGAGGAGCAUAAACACACAGCUAAGUACUCACCAGAGAUCCCCUCAGCUAUCUACCAUUCUUUGCCCCUCGGGAUGCCAGCCAAUCAGCCACAGGUCUACUGCUUCUCUCCAGCAAUCACCCCAGCUCCCACCCUGGACCCGUUCCAGGCCACCCAGAGGAAAAUGCUGCUGGAUCCUAGCACUGGAAACUACUACCUGGUAGACACACCUGUGCAGCCUGCCACCAAGCGUCUCUUUGAUCCAGAAACAGGUCAAUAUGUGGAUGUGCCUAUGCCACAGCCUCCCAUGACACCUGUACCCAUGUCCAUCUCACCUUUAGCUCUCAGUUCUGGCAUUUAUGGCCACACGUACAUGAUCUACCCGGGUCUCAUGCCGACGCCGUCAGUGAUCCCUGCCAGGGCGCUGCUACAGUCACAGAUGUCGGUGCAGGCAGAGGUGGACAGCAGCGAUAAAAGCUCCUCGCAGCAGACUGAGGGCAUGCACGUCGAGAGUCCUUUCUACAUGUCCACUGGAACGUCUUCCCAGGUAGCCUCAGGUGUUCAACAGCAGGCUGCUGCUAACAGGCCACAGCAGGGUCUUUCUAGCAUCAAGCAGCCAGUCAUCAGCAUCACCUCCCAGCAGGGGCCCCGGAUCAUCGCCCCCCCCUCAUUUGACGGGACGACUAUGAGCUUCAUGGUGGAGCACCGAUGAACAGCAGGUCGUCUGGACAGGGCUGAGCUGUAAGCUGGACGCUGUGGAAACAAUCACACAGGAGCUGAACGAGCCUGAUGUGUGUGAUGUGCGCCGCACUGUGUGAUAACCAAACUGUGAGAGUGUGAAAUAGAUGAAUAGUUACUUUUGUCCAGCUGUUACACUUUCUGUACUUUUUAGAUGUGCGUGACAUGAAGUUAGAAGACAUCAUAUUCAAACUGAGGUUGUUUCUGUUUGCACAUUGGAGUUUGUGCAGUGGGUCUGCUGGACAGUCCGUCUGUUGGAAACAUGUCACAUGACACAGGUUACAGAGCUGGAACGCUUUUCUGAGGUUUUUACUGCUGAAUGUUUUAUUGUGAAGUGUUUGAAAGCGCGAUCCCUGUUUAGUGUUAGUAUCCUGGUACAGGCUUCCAUCAAACACACGUUUCUACCCAAGCUAAUAUGAUAUUUUAUAUUUUUGUACCUGACUGUAAGCUUCACUGCUGCACUGCUAUCAGAAAUCAUUUUCCUCCCGUGCCUUACAAACAGCUCGCCUGCUGAAACUGUAUCUGUGUAUUUGUGAAGGAUAAACCACCUGUGAGUUUAUUCAGGUCUUAAUAGUGAACACUGCUGUUUCUUAAAGCUCCACAGUCCCAGUAAUACAGUGUUGUUCUCUUCUUCUGGGGAUUUGAUCAUAUUUUGUUCAUGUCAUGUUUCUGAUUGUGCAUGAUUUUUCUUUCUUUCUUUUUUUUAAACUUUUGCAUAAAGUAGGAAAUGUUUUCUAUAAGUGUAGAUGCAUUUUUGCACAGCAGGGCCUCUGAUGCUUCAGAGCAGUGUCUCUGCUGCGCGUACAGUAAGUGUUGAAGGAAGAUGAAGGUGGUGGACAGACAGGAGCGUGGGAAUAAAGAGGACUCGUGGAUGAAAUGAUAAUGAAAUGAUAAACAUGCAGUGUCAAAAACAACCAUGAUGACUUUGAGCUGUUUGCACAGCUACAGUGUCAGGUUCACAUUUACUGUGAAAACCGAAUAAACAGGAAAACUCUGUAA
Oreochromis aureus is the source of this 5771-nucleotide messenger RNA. RefSeq names its product chromosome 3 C4orf54 homolog (gene c3h4orf54). Lineage: Eukaryota; Metazoa; Chordata; Actinopteri; Cichliformes; Cichlidae. The record is from RefSeq and is a predicted model, not a curated record. The transcript has 3 exons. Bases 466 to 4746 code for a protein of 1426 amino acids.